This is a messenger RNA of Sander lucioperca (pikeperch), 450 nucleotides long. RefSeq names its product guanylin family protein. Gene Ontology annotation, cellular component: extracellular region. Gene Ontology annotation, molecular function: guanylate cyclase activator activity. The record is from RefSeq and is a predicted model, not a curated record. NCBI's taxonomy places the organism in Eukaryota, Metazoa, Chordata, Actinopteri, Perciformes, Percidae. Bases 115 to 441 code for a protein of 108 amino acids. The transcript is spliced from 3 exons.
UUUAAAAGGAGGCCUAUGGACGGAGGGAAAGCAGACACUGAGCUGAGCACCUGCUGAGCACAUCAACAGCAAGAGACAAAUACACUGCAAGACAAACUCCUCUUAACUGUCACCAUGAAGACCACACUCGCCAUCAUCGCUGUCCUCGUCCUGGCUCUCGGCUGGACUUCUGAAGCUGUGCAGGUUGAAGAGAAUGGAUUGUCUUUCUCUCUGGAAGCCAUCAAGAGGCUCCAGGAGCUGACAGAGAGCAGCGGUGCGACCGGACAACAAAGCCCACGACUCAGGGCAAGCACCGUGUCCCUCUGUGCCGACCCUAUGCUCCCACAGGAGUUCCUGCCCCUCUGUAAGCAGAGAGGAGCAUCUGCAUCCCUCGCCAGACUAGCUAUGGUUCCCAUGGACGUCUGUGAGAUCUGCGCCUUUGCUGCCUGCACCGGCUGCUAAACAAACCCA